This is a messenger RNA of Mastomys coucha (southern multimammate mouse), 1997 nucleotides long. It is a transcript of the gene Fstl3, whose product is annotated as follistatin like 3. Bases 55 to 825 code for a protein of 256 amino acids. The record is from RefSeq and is a predicted model, not a curated record. The transcript is spliced from 5 exons. NCBI's taxonomy places the organism in Eukaryota, Metazoa, Chordata, Mammalia, Rodentia, Muridae. Gene Ontology annotation, molecular function: activin binding; protein binding. Gene Ontology annotation, biological process: multicellular organism development; cell differentiation; negative regulation of activin receptor signaling pathway.
UAUAGGCCGAGGCGUCUGCACUCGCUGAGUCCCCGCUGCUGCCCAACACUCGCCAUGCGUCCUGGGGCACUGUGGCCGCUGUUUUGGGGAGCCCUGGUCUGGGCAGUGGGAUCCGUGGGUGCCGUGAUGGGCUCGGGGGAUUCUGUGCCCGGUGGCGUGUGUUGGCUCCAGCAGGGCGGAGAGGCCACCUGCAGUCUGGUGUUGAAGACACAUGUCAGCCGGGAGGAAUGCUGCGCUUCCGGCAACAUCAACACUGCCUGGUCCAACUUUACCCACCCGGGCAAUAAAAUCAGCCUGCUAGGAUUCCUGGGCCUUGUCCACUGCCUCCCCUGCAAAGAUUCCUGCGACGGAGUGGAGUGCGGUCCCGGCAAGGCGUGCCGCAUGCUGGGGGGCCGUCCACACUGCGAGUGCGUGCCCAACUGCGAGGGGCUUCCCGCGGGCUUCCAGGUCUGCGGCUCUGAUGGCGCCACCUACCGGGACGAAUGCGAACUGCGCACCGCGCGCUGUCGCGGACACCCAGACCUGCGCGUCAUGUACCGUGGCCACUGCCAAAAGUCUUGCGCUCAGGUAGUGUGCCCACGCCCCCAGUCGUGCCUUGUGGAUCAGACCGGCAGUGCACACUGUGUGGUCUGUCGCGCUGCGCCCUGCCCGAUACCUUCCAGCCCCGGCCAAGAACUCUGUGGCAACAACAACGUUACCUACAUCUCUUCGUGUCACCUGCGCCAGGCUACUUGCUUCCUGGGCCGCUCCAUUGGGGUUCGGCACCCGGGCAUCUGCACAGGUGGCCCCAAAGUACCAACAGAGGAGGAAGAGAACUUCGUGUGAGCUGCAGCCACUGGGCCUGGCACUUGAGGCCGUCCCGAUUUUAUUUAUUGUUACAGAAAAGAUUCUAAUUUAUGUCACAUGGACACUCCCCAAACCUGGCCUGGAACCACUUGGGGAUCCCCUAGGAUCCUGAGCACAUAUCACAAGGACGGAAGGAAAAUUUUAUAAGAGUUGGUAUGUGCCAUCACCAGGUACUGGGAUCAAAGUUAGAACCCCAGUCACCUUCUGCCCAAAGAGGGCAGCUUCAUGGAGACCCCCUGCUUUGAUCUCCCCACCUGCUUUCUAGGCUGGAGCUGUCUCAGGGCACAGCCGAUGGUAGUGUAUCCAUCUCAGUUGGUGUUUGCAUAUGGCCAGCUACAGACCAGAGCAGGCAGCAUCGGGUCAGAGAAACACUGGGUUCUUUCCUGUUUAGUCCACACAAGGUGGGACCUGGUAGAAACAUUGGGCCCUGGCUGACUCUCAGGCCCAGGAAGCCAGUGGACACGGGGAUUCACUGUGCCCAGAAAACCCAGAGUCACUCUAGCACCUACUGCCCUGUUCCUGGACACCCACAUUAGCUUUUAUCCAGUUCCCCACCAGCCCCACUCGUCACCAAGCCCAGCCGCAGGUGGUGACACCAGACAGGUGCUGUUUGGGGCUGGACUGUAUUACUGCUCACCCUUCACCCUGACAGCUGCCCUUGAAAGUUACCCACACCCACAUGUGCCUUUAAGGAAGCCAGAAGGGGGAGCUGCAGUGCAGUGGGUAGCAUUCACAGAGCCCGGCCUCCAUCCCCAGUAUAAACAUCCACAUAAACAGACAUGUUGGUUCAGGCCUGUCAUCCCAGCACUUGGAAAGUAGAGGCAAGGGGAUCAGGAGUUCAGAUUCAUCCUUAGCUGUGUUAUGAGUUCAAGGCUAGUCUGGGCUAUAUAAAAUCUUAUCUUUAAAAAAAAAAGAAAAACAAAAAACUUAAAAAGGAAGACAAGAUGUCAGACCACAACAGAAGACCAUGGGAAGGUGCACAGCCCUCCAGUUUGGGGGCAAGAAGUUCCCAGGGCCUUUCUUACCACCCUCCAGUUCUCAGCUGUGCCUUUCUUGUAAUGUCCCCAAAAGUGUCCUUAGCAGGGAGCUAUGGUAGCCUCUCCUACCCCAGAGUUCUGCCUCACCAAGGAAAUAAAAGAAAAUAGAAACCA